UAAAUGGGUUUCCUUUAUUUUUGGCUUCCUGGUUUCUUUCUGGUGUACUAAUGUUAUGUUUCUUAAAUUGCAUCGUCUUGGAUCAAAUCUUACAUUAAAGGCGUUAUUCCGAUCUGGGUCGAGGAAGUGAAUAAUUCAGCUCAAGAUGGAUAACUCUAAACCAGACAAAAUGGGGGGAGGAAAGAAGAGAAAAGAAAGAAAAAGGGCUCUUGAGAGAAAAGUGAACUUUAUUGCGAAAGAUGAAGGAGAGAAGGAAGAGCCUGUGUUGUUGUUGUUGUUGUUGUUGUUGUUUUUACAAUAAUAGAAACCCACAUUGAAGAAGGGAGGAGGUUAUUGCUAGGAAUAAACCCAAUGUCUAGUUCUAUCAAUAUCGUGUUCCGAUGGAAGAUGUCCAAGUGUAAUCACCUACAAAGAGCCAUGCCACAACCAACAUGGGGUAGUGGGGAGCUCUUUGUGGUAGUCCAGGGCCAUAGAAGAAUCAGCAGCGGGUUGGCGCUGGGCUCGUGGCGUGGAUCUCUGUUUCUCUGUCGCUGCGGACGUGACAGAAACUCACAGCCUUUUCACAGCCUUUUUGUGAGUUUACAGUGGGAGGGCAGUGGACAAAGACUGAGGUGAGAGCAAGCGAACUGCAGUACAGGGCUUAGGAUCUCUAAUCCGGUCUGGCAGUGCGCGAUUGUUCGUUUCUCGAUCGGGCGCUGCAAUGGCUGACAACAUGAUUGCUUCUGCGUGUUCACUGAGUCUGUAUCACCCUUGCUGCAAAAUUGCAAUGCUAUGGCAGCAUAUUUCAUGUUUUUUUACACGUUGGUUGUUCAGUUCCGGUGGAUUGCAUGAGAGUAGAAUCUAUGGGAUCUCACGUGUGAAAAUCCACGUCGGGGGUCCUGGCUCAGAGGCUGGGCGAAAAGACUUCCAGUGAUGCAAGAGAGUUGAUUUUUUUGGACCGGUGCGGUGUAUUUUUGAGCAACUGACUGGCCACGUAUGUUGUGAAUCGGAUUUCUUCCUACCUCUUCAUUUUCCCUGCCUCCAGGAAUGGGUUCAUCCAAAGUGGGUUUUGAUCCGGAUUGUAAUUUGUACUUGUGAAGGAAAUCAAACGGCAGAUGAUACGCAAACCAAUUAUGUUGAAGGUGAUGCGUUUUAGAAAGUUUGCCUGGCAAUGUUGUCAUUGUGGGAGCAGGCUGGUUGGACUAGGACAGCUUUGACACUGUGCAGCCUUACAAGCUUACCAUGUCAGAUCACAUUAACCCAACAGCAUCAGAGCCAUAUCAUAGCAGCAGAUUCUUCAAGUCUGCUGCAAAGCUGGUGUUUCCUAACUCACUUAUUGAGAGGGUUCAUUUCAUGAUUUUAGCCACUGAAUGACAACGUAUGUGUGUGUGUGUGUGCAUGAGUUUUGUCUGCAAGGUUGGCAGAGCAUGAUGUUUGGAAGCAAACUAAAAAUUUGCUCUAGUGACGUAGUUAAAUAUCUUCUUCAGGUGUUUUACGUCAGGUCAACCGAGGAGGGUAUCAGUCGGUUUUUCUUUUUGAAGAGGAUCAUGAAAAAAAGAAAAAAAAGAAAAAAAAAUGCUGACAGUGCCGACUUCAAGAUAAAUGAUAAAAGCAAAUAAGAAAAAAAAAAGAAAAAAAAGAAAAAAAUCUGUCUCAUGACUUUUCGCAUUCGCAACUUUCAGAAAGACCUCGAGUAGAGACGGACUCUGGUGAUGAUGGCGGAUGCCGAAAUGCUGAUUUGACACACUCGUACACGCUCAGUCGAAGUCGCAGGCAAAAACCCAUAAAACAGCUUGAAAGGCCAAGUUCCGCCUCUGUCAGUGCCAUCUCUGUCAAAUCCGUAAGAGCUCCUUGACGCCCCUCGUGAGAACUUCGUUACUUUCUCGAAGAGCUGCCCAAGCUUCCUUUGUACAUCAGGAAACAUCGCUUUGCAUCCUUUGCAUUCACCUACUUCACCUGCGACCAUCCACAUCAGUGAAGACCUGCUGUUUCUAUUUCAAAAUCGCACUUCGCCAUUGCUGCACAGACAUUUGGAUUUGGCUUCCACAGGACCCAAGGGCAGAUGGAAAGAAGCAAAACCGGGUUCCUACAUUAACUUCAAUUUUGGAUCCAUCACCUGCAGACCUCACUGUUGCACACAACAUAAGGACUAAAUUCGUCUCGAUGGGAAAGAACCGAAGUACGCUACAAGCAGAAGUAAUCAAGAAGCAUUCUGAUAUUUGCUUCCGAGCAGGUCGCCAGUAAGUUCUAGGAGGUGCAUGUGUGAAGUGUAGAGAAAGAUGUGGAUACGUUGUUCAGAGUUCGGCAGUGACGCUGGCUUUUAAGAACAAACAACAUCGAAUGGUCUCGGGGAUCACAACACAUUGCCAAGCGUGUUUUAAUUUUAAUUAAUUUUAUUUUAUCAAGAGGCUCCCGAUCGGCAAUCAAUCGGCCGAUAUUUCAUCGGUAAAAUUUCAAUUCAUUUAUCAUCUCCACUAAAUGAACAAGAUGUUUCGCAGAAUGAUGAAUUCUCACAGUGAACAAACGCAUUCCAGUACCACGGACUGUAAGAAAAUCUCGAUUCACCCAUUCUUAGGAACACGACAAUAAUUUCGUUUCGACCAACACAAUGCUCUCGCGAAAAAAAGGCUUACAAACUCACUCCACUCACGCUUUCAGGUGAUCUACAUCUCUUUGUUCCCUCCUGUGUCUGCAUUGUUCUGCUUCCGUUGACGCAAAACGGCAAGUUACUCUUCCUCAAUCACAAACAUGACGCAGAGAAUUCCGUCAUCAGAGUAUUGAUUAGAAGAGCUCACGAAGUCUUCAUGACAUCCCCGCUACAAAGAUAUCUAAGCAGCCGCAGACCGGCCUUUGCACCACCCUCAAACUAAAAAAUUGCAACCACAAAGAAAAGAAGAAAGGCAAACAACACCGAGCGGGAAACAGCAAACCCCACUUUCUUGCACCAGAACUUUUUCCCCCUUGCAUCCAGGCUCUAUUUCGAUGUGGCCCCUGGAAGAGUGGCCCUUGUUUCGAUACAUUUCCUUGACAGUUCCUCCGGAGUCUAUAAAUGUGCAGGCAUGUGAAGGUGGAAUCAAAGUGUGUGAUCUAACACACAUUUUUUAAUACCGGUAGCAGCAAGUUGCUGAUGGGUACUGCUGGAAUCAUCCACAUCUCGUUGCAAUCAUGUUCCGAUGUCCCUCUCUUUUAAGGCAGCUUGUUGUUAUCAUCGAUACCCAUAAGCGGUGAUUGUAGAAGAGUGGCCGACUUUGUAACAUGUGGUAAAUUUUUCUCUCAACUGCCUUUACAGCUCGAUGGGUUAACUGUCUAGAGCUGCGAUUUCAUCUGAAGUGAAGGAUACUUCCAAUGGCUGAAGUAGUGUGUGUGAUGAUGGGGAUUCUGAAAGAAGGAAGAGCACACUGUAUUAGGUCUGCAUUGUGCCUUUCAGCACGCAGUUUUCUGUGCAAGCCGGGCGAUGAGUGAUGCCGAGGCACAAAACAGUUGAGCGCUGAUAUUCCAAACCGUCUUGAUGACGUGAGUUGUAUACUGCUUGUGAGAUGUUCAUCGGGCAUUUUUGCGGAGCCCGCAACUCGAAGGAUGGAGCGCGCCUGCUUCUGGAAAAGGACAUCUUAUAUUUGACCGUAACCUGACACUAAUUCGUUUUUUGAUCUCUUCUUGUUAUGCGUUAUGCAUAGCCAAAUGUAGCAGGGACGACCGCUUUAUUUCUAUGGAAAAGCUACUGUACUCUAUUUUGAAUUCGUCAAAGUUCUGUUUACUUGUCAGAGUGAAGGGUUGCCAUCCUUAGUCAAAAGAAACGGAAUCGUUCGAUGUGGAAUUUUCUUAUGAGCCUGUCUUUUUGCCGCCGUGGUUGCAAAAGUUUCCUGAGAUGGUCUUGUUCCUGGUGACGCUUUAAUUGCGCUUACGUUGUUUGCUUCAAGUUCGAGUACCUUCGAAAAUAUGUCGGAAUUGCAGGCAGUUCUUUGCAUCUCGUCGGUUUGAAGAAUUCUGCUGUUCGAAAUUGUCUUCUUUGAUUCAAUUCCCGCUUCAUAGAACUUUCGCAAUAUGGAAGAAAAGAGAGAGUAAGGAACAAAUUCAAUUAUCUACAACUCUGACAAGCAUGCAAGCUAGCUUCGCUGAUAAGAACGCGGGGCAAAUCUUCAUGCUGCCGGCCAUUCAUCCUGAAGGAUGCAACGUGUGCCAAACGAACACAGAGACCGUGGGCGGAACAGGACGCCAUAUAAGCAGAUGCAACGAGAGCCAAAUCUCGCUCAGCACCGUGUGACGACAGACCUUUUUCUGCGCAUUGACUUGGAGCAGGGGAGGAAAACCUGGACCCAGCUCCAAGUCAAAGAGAAUUUCUCGCUAUCAACAUUUCGCAACGUGUUUCGAGUGUGAUUGCGUUGUCGCAGCCAUUCAAUACGGAAUAGGUGUCUACGAUGUGCCCUAAUUCGUGGUUUAGCUCUCUUUGACCAUUGUUUAGCAGGCUGCCAUGUACCUCACUCGCGAAUCCUUUUUUUUUUUUUUUCUUUUUGUUGACUAUCCCCCAAGUGCAAGUCCUGUUUCUACCGAACUAUGACUGACCUUCUUAUGUGCAAGACAUCUCGAGGUUUUGACUUUCUGAACAGGUUUCACCCUUUCUUUCAAAAAUCCGAGGCGCGUAAAACACAACGCUACGCAAUGUGGUCAUUCGCUGAAGUUCGUGAGCUGCCAAUUUCGCUUGUCACUGGUAGGUUCUGAUAGUUCCUGUGCUGUACACACUGUCCCUCGUUUUGGUAGUUUUACCAGUUUUUGACCUAGGAGUAGAGUUCAGAUGGCUUUGUAUUGGUCUAGAAGAGACCCAAUUGUGCAUACCAAGCUCAUGAUGCUGGGUUUGUUUAGCAGCAAGAGCGUAUUCAGACCGCCUGCACACACUUCUUGAAAACUUUGGGGUCAAUGGUUUCACUCUUCUGCCAGUACUCAUUCCUCACCAUUUCGCAAACCAGAAGAAGAUGUCAAGUCAGUCCGUCGGGUAUGAAUCACGAACUCGCGAUCAUCUACAGAUCUGCAAAUCUUUCACUGACCGGCAUCUGAGAGCCAUGUCACAUCGCUGUGCGCUGUUCCCAAAGUCGUUUUUUGCAACAAAGUCGCCUCCACCGUUUUACUCCGCUGUGGGACCAGCGGUCACGCAAGCUGGGGCCCAUGCUUUUCCCCAUCCACAGCGAUCAUCCGCCGAUGUGCUCUACUUUGGUCCAAUUCGGGAACCCAUUCGAUAGGUUCAAUCAAGAGGAUCUUACCACCGAGCACCGAAUCGUAUCAGACCACAGUCUCGUGGUGCUGUAAUGAUUCUGUUGACACUGUAGAUGCUGGAUACGCAUUUGUCAACUGUAUUUGUGAUGUAUUUCGUAACCGUCAAUAUGUACAGGACGGAUGGGUUAAACUUAGCGCAUAAAGGAGGAGCAAAGUCUGCAUCACAAUUUGGAGUCUUGGAUUUCGCAAAUGGAGUCUGAUCCGUCCUGGUCGCUGUUCCAGGUUUUCAUGAUAUGUGCACAAGGCAGAAGUGGAAGCUGAAAACGUAUCUAAUAUUCUACACUCUUGUUUGAGGACGUUGGGUGUUCGGGGAGGGGAGGGGUGAGGGGAGUCCAACUUUCGCCACAAGGGGAGUGCCAGCUGCUGAUCAGAGGUUGCUGCUGAUUACAGACAUGCACAUCUGCAAGGCUUAAAAAAAAAACACAGCAUUCAUCACCGAGGUAGUACUCUUAAUGGAAGUCAUGGAAGUCCCUCGCUACGGCUGAUCGAAGUGUGCUUGUGGGGGUUCAUGCGAAGGUGGUGAAGGUGGAGCCUGCCGAGAGGUUGAUGGAACAUGUUGCGACGAAGCUUGCAAAACCUGAAGGUGCCAUCGAGGACCAGACUUGUCGGGUAUUCGUUCACUCGUCCAUUCACAUGUGUGUUUUGAAUCUCUCUUUCAAGCUCAUCGCUGCCCAUCUGGUUGCUAGAGCCGCGAGUGAGCCCAAAUCGUUUAGAAUGUAUAUGCUGGCAGAAACCCCAAAAGAGAAUUAGAAUGCAAAAGCAUACGUCAUCUGGCUACUGUGGCUUGUGCCCAAGCUGUAACAAUGGUUGUCAUAGAAGCUGGCUGCACGGGGGAUCACAAGGAGGAUGAAGAGGAUCGGACCGUGGUUUCCACCAGCGCCUCCAGAAAUAGGAGACGGCGGGUCGAGAAUUGGACCUACAUUCCUCGCCUUCCCGAUGACAUCGCGAUGGAAGUAUUGUGUCGUCUGCCCCCUCGCUCCCACGCCCUUCUGCAGGGUGUUUGCCGGAAGUGGAAGGACGUCGUGAACAGUACGUUGCUCUAUGAGCAGCGCAAGGAGAGAGGCACAACUGUCCACUUUCUGUGCUUGCUGCAAGCUGCUUCUCAGGUAGAUUUGAAGCAACACCCCGUGUACAAUGUCAGCUUGCUCCAACUGGGACAGCGCAGCGAUUGGGAGAGGCUCCCUCCAAUCCCUGAGUAUCGUGAUUUAGGGCUUCCUCUCUUCUGUAAGUUCGCAGCCGUGAAAGGGAGGCUCGUCGUAGUUGGAGGGUGGAACCCUGCCACUUGGGAGACGCUUCGGUCGGUCUGUGUGUUUAAUUUCAGCACCUGGACAUGGCGGCGAGCGUCCGACAUGCUCAGCACGAGAUCCUUCUUCGCCUGUGCAUCAGUCGAUGAUUUCGUUUUCGUGGCCGGAGGUCACGACAACACGAAACGUGUACUUCCUUCCGCCGAGAGAUACAACAUCCAGAGUGAUUCCUGGGAGGUUCUACCGCGGAUGCACGAAUAUCGAGACGAAUGCAUGGAAGCUGUGAUGGGCGGGAAGUUUUACGCUAUCAGUGGAUACCCCAGAUUGAUGCACUGCCAGCACGUCACGAGUGCUGAGGUUUACGACCCUCUCAAGCGGUCGUGGUCGCGGAUCGAGAACCUGUUGAAUGUCGGCCCAUGUGUUGUUGUAAGCGCCGCCGAACGCCUCUACGCAGUGCGCGAUCAGGAGCUCCUCUCGUAUCGUUCCAAUGACAAUACUUGGAGGUUAUUAGACAAGUUGCCUGAGGGCGAUGAGGGCAUCUCCGCAGCAUUGUGCAUGACAUCUUUCGGCUCGAGCCUUGUGUUGACAGGAGCCACGCAUGACGACGAAGAGAAGUGCAAAACGUUCCUGUACCGAUUACCCAUUGAGACGGUGUCGAAGGGCGGUUCCGUGUGCAACAAGGGCAUCUGGGAAGCACUUACCGUCAACGCUCGAUUCCUCGGAAUCACCCAGGCGUCUUGCGUCGUCGAAGUUUAGUCCGAAAACGUCACGACCCGCUCGGCGCACUCGAUAGCGAUCCAAAGCUAGGUUGACGAAUUUUGGAAUCCUUACGCCACCCAGUCUGGGUCAUCCCUGGGGAGAUAAUUUCCUCCCGAAGCUUGAUAACUUCACCAACCACCGACGCAAACGAAGAACACACAGCCACUGAUAAGCGAAGCAUCCGUAACUGACUGUGCACA
Messenger RNA from Physcomitrium patens, 7447 nucleotides. NCBI's taxonomy places the organism in Eukaryota, Viridiplantae, Streptophyta, Bryopsida, Funariales, Funariaceae. The record is from RefSeq and is a predicted model, not a curated record.